AUGGCAGCCCGCUUGUUUCUGCUGGUCUCCCUGGCCUGUCUGAUGACCGUCUCAUACGGUAUUAACUGCUACAUUUGCGGUCCUGAGUAUAAUGCCAACUCAACUUGUGAGGCCGCCCUCACCGAAAACUACAACAUCACAUCAUGCGGGCUUCCAUUAUUUUACUGCACCGUGGUCAAAGUCACAAGAGGCGGGUCGUUCGUGUCGUUCAAACGCAGCUGCACUGAACUGAACCCUGGAUCCGCUUGUGUCACUGUUGACAACAUUGAAACCUGCACCACAUACUGUGACACCGACGGCUGUAACACCGGCGAUGGCAGCGGCAGCGGCAGUGGUGCUGGGAUGGCUCGCGCAAGCGCACUGCUCCUGGUGGUGUCCGCCAUCUUGGCUGCAGUCCUGUACUAAGUGAGGAGUCUAUAACUUAAACUGAAACCACCCUAAAGUCAAGCCAAUGUGAAUAAAGGGGAGGGUGAUAUGCCCAAAAAGAUCACUGGGUUAUGCUGACCUAGCUCC
This is a messenger RNA of Branchiostoma belcheri (Belcher's lancelet), 513 nucleotides long. RefSeq lists its product as uncharacterized. Lineage: Eukaryota; Metazoa; Chordata; Leptocardii; Amphioxiformes; Branchiostomatidae. The coding region runs from base 1 to 405 and encodes 134 amino acids. The record is from RefSeq and is a predicted model, not a curated record. The transcript has 3 exons.